Molecule: messenger RNA, 388 nt
Organism: Suillus subaureus
Lineage: Eukaryota; Fungi; Basidiomycota; Agaricomycetes; Boletales; Suillaceae
Exons: 2
Coding region: 1-342 (113 amino acids)
Source: RefSeq, a predicted model, not a curated record
AUGAGUGCACCAUCUAACGCGAACGAUCCGUUGCGAGCUGAGCUAGAUAGGCUCCAACAAAUGCUUGAAGAAAAUCGGGCAAGAUGUGCUGAAGCUAAAAUACGACUGGAGGCGAGAGCUGCUGCUGAAAAGGACGGUGAAGGAGGAUGGGACCAAUUUUAUGCGGAGAUACGGGGAAAACUUCAUAGCCUGAUGGAGGAUUCGCGCGAGAAUAGGACAUCCCAUACAUCGAUGGAAGUUCUCUUGGAAGCAUCUCGGCAAGCUCAUCACGAGUCGCUGGCUGCUAUCGAGGCUUUCGCAGAGGGUAAAGCAGGCCCAUACAUUUAUGUCACCAAAUGCUGAUCAUCAAGAUGAUGCGACAUUCAGAGCACCAGACGCAACGAGAAGC